Messenger RNA from Rhinolophus ferrumequinum (greater horseshoe bat), 1608 nucleotides. RefSeq names its product GSK3B interacting protein (gene GSKIP). The transcript has 3 exons. Gene Ontology annotation, molecular function: kinase regulator activity; protein kinase A binding. Lineage: Eukaryota; Metazoa; Chordata; Mammalia; Chiroptera; Rhinolophidae. Gene Ontology annotation, cellular component: cytoplasm. Gene Ontology annotation, biological process: regulation of canonical Wnt signaling pathway. Bases 73 to 492 code for a protein of 139 amino acids. The record is from RefSeq and is a predicted model, not a curated record.
AGGAGGCGGCGCCGCAGGUCGGUUUGCGACGCCCUGGGAGGGAAGAGCAGGAGGAAGCCGGGAGCGCGCAGAAUGGAAACAGACUGUAAUCCCAUGGAGCUAAGCGGUAUGUCAGGAUUUGAAGAAGAUGCUGAGCUCAAUGGUUAUGAAGGAACUGACAUGAAAGACAUGAAGCUAGAAGCAGAAGCAGUUGUAAAUGAUGUUCUCUUUGCUGUUAACAACAUGUUUGUCUCGAAAACCCUGCGCUGUGCAGACGACGUGGCCUACAUCAACGUGGAGACCAGAGAAAGGAACAGAUACUGCCUGGAGCUCACUGAAGCAGGGCUCAGGGUGGUAGGUUAUGCUUUUGACCAGGUGGAUGAUCAUUUACAGACUCCCUACCAUGAAACAGUCUACUCCCUGUUGGAUACGAUCAGCCCUGCCUACCGGGAAGCCUUUGGAAACGCACUCCUUCAAAGACUGGAAGCUUUGAAAAGGGAUGGACAGUCAUGACUAAGCUUUUUCCUUAGAGGAUGCGGCUGCUGGUACAGAAUGUUGACAUAAAGCUUGAAAUUCUUGCGUAUGGUCAUAGUAGAAAAUGCAUCUUUGGUUUUAUGUCUUUAUCAUUUCUUGCUUCAAAUUUAGGCUUUUGACUCAGAACAUUACUGACUAAUGAAUUGCCUUUCUUAGUUUCUGAUUCAUUAAGAAAAUCCUGAAGCCAUUGCUGGGAUACCAUCUUAGGACAUUCAGAUUUCUUCAUAUAGUAUCUUUGCAUUUCAAAACCAAAUCGGUAUUUCCUUGUGUCAUUACAGGGCUUUGAUGCUGCCAGCACUCUCUAUUACAUAGAAAAUUCUGGAUUUGCACAGUAAUUAGGAGUUAAAAUCACCUAACUGCAGACUUUGAUUCAGCUUGGACUGACUUUGCAGUAAACAUUUUGGUACUAGCCUUACUGGAAACAAAUAAUUAACGACUAGUCUCCCUGGCACAAAUUUUGAAAUUCACUACUUCAGUUAAUCUAUUUAUAUUAUUAAUAUGGACUGAUAAAGAUGAAUUAAUUACAUAUUACUUAGCUAGUAUUAAAUGAAAAACAGGGACUGAAAUAGUUCUGCAGGUAUUCCUUGUUUGCAACAGCCAGCCAACUAAGAGGACAAACCGUUAGCAAAUGAAUGUAAUAAUUACUUGUUUCCGAGGUAUUUAAGCACAUAAGCAAAUACAGGAAUAGGCUCCAUUCUUUUUCUUAACAAAAAGCAUCUUCAGUGUGUGGGAUUUAAAUGAAAGAAGACUCUGAUUUCCUAAAAAACAAUAUUUUGGCCUGUGUUGAUUCUUAUUAUGAAUGUUUGUUUACAUGAUGUACAGUAUAUAUUCAGAAAGUAUUUUUGCUUCAGCGUUUACUUUCUACAGUGUAGUGCUUUCGUACUCCCACAGCUCCCCUCUUCCCCUAACAGAUGUACAGUGUUCCGUCUCACUGCUAAAUCUACAAUGUAAUAUGAGUGCACUGUAUGGGUUUGAAACCAAAGGAUGAAUGAAGCAUUCAGAGACUUAAUAUUUGAAAAAGGGAGAAUCUGCAUUUUAUAUUUUAUUACAGGUACUAAUAUUUAUAAACUUAAUAAAGUAUAUUAUGCUGCUACA